ACUGUCGCCCCGCGCGGUCGAUUCGUCUCCCUCGGAAGAAGCCGUCGCGCUGUGUUGCCGUGCAUACGGUGCGUGGGACUCGGCUGCGAGCGUCGGUGGAUUUUACGCGGAUGGUUUCUGGCCCACGUCCACCCCGCCGAGAGACAGACGGGAUUGUUUAAAUCUCGCAAUUUUGGAGUUUGAUGUCCAUUUCGCUUCGGUCCUGGCCUCGGUAUAGGAGCCGGUGGGAGUCGGGGUUGUAGUGACAGGCCGAUGGCGCAACGGUAUGAAGAGCUGUCCCAUUACGGAAUGGACGGACUCGGGAUCCCCUCGGCCGUGUACGGAGACCCGCACGCGGCCCGCUCCGUGCAGGCCGUCCACCUGAGCCACGGAGCCCAGUACCACCAGUACCCGCACCCGGUACCGCCCAGCAUGGGCUCCACUGUCAACGACGCCAUAAAAAGAGACAAAGAUGCCAUUUACGGACAUCCUCUCUUCCCACUCCUAGCACUGAUUUUUGAAAAAUGUGAAUUAGCCACUUGCACGCCCAGAGAGAGCGGGGUCGCUGGAGGCGACGUGUGUUCGUCCGAGUCCUUCAACGAGGACAUAGCGGUGUUCUCCAAACAGAUUCGAUCUGAGAAACCUUUGUUUUCAUCAAACCCCGAGUUGGACAACUUGAUGAUUCAGGCGAUACAAGUAUUACGAUUCCACCUCCUGGAGCUUGAAAAGGUUCACGAACUUUGCGAUAAUUUCUGCCACCGCUACAUCAGCUGCUUGAAAGGCAAAAUGCCCAUCGAUCUUGUUAUAGAGGACAGAGACGGUAACAAAUCCGACAACGAGGAGUUCAGCAGGUCGUCCGGAGCUCUGGACCAGAUCACGUGGAGCAGAGACCAUGACGACGCCGUGUCCAUCCGUUCAGGGGGGACACCCGGGCCUGCCAGUGGGGGACACACCUCUCACAGCGGGGACAACAGCAGCGAUCAAGGUGACUGUCUGGACAACGGAGUGGCGUCACCCAGCACGGGGGACGACGAUGACACGGACAAAGACAAAAGGCACAACAAGAAAAGAGGCAUCUUCCCUAAAGUAGCAACCAACAUCAUGAGGGCGUGGCUCUUCCAGCACCUGACGCACCCUUAUCCUUCUGAGGAGCAGAAGAAGCAGCUAGCGCAGGACACGGGGCUUACCAUUCUACAAGUCAACAACUGGUUCAUCAACGCAAGACGACGGAUAGUUCAGCCAAUGAUCGACCAGUCCAACAGAGCAGUGAGUCAGGGCGGGCCGUACACGCCAGAUGGUCAGCCAAUGGGAGGCUUCAUCAUGGACGGCCAGACACACAUGGGAAUCCGACCACCUGGUCCUAUGGGUGGGGUGGGGAUGGGUGUGGAGGGGCAGUGGCACUACAUGUAACCCCCCCCCGCCCCAGUCAGCGGACCCAGCUCAGUGCCCGACGGGAGCCACUGACCGUGUACAGCCUUGAGAUCCGGGUCCAGCUUGGAGAAAGACCCCAAACCUACGCUUUCGGGCUCAAAUUCUCUGAGCUCCCAGACCAUCUGGCGAGCAUACACCUGACCGGCUGGUGGUGCUUUUUCAUUCAACACCAUGUGUCCUGUAUGGACUGGGCCCUGUCAGUGGAGACAUUGGUACCCGAACCAGCUCCUUCACUCUCUUUUACCUUCAAUGAUUGUCAGUAAGACAGACUUCCACAGAGGACGAUGUUGCAGGCCUCUGCACACCACACAACGGAUUUGUGAGGAUGGAUUUACUACAGACUUCCCUUUUUUGUCCUUUUUUAUGGACUACAAUUACCUGAGCCUGCAGUGGACAGUUUAAAGGUUUUAUUAAAGUUUAAUAGCUUGUGUCCUCUCCGUCUUCUCUCUUGAGCUGCAUUCAGUUUGAAUGGUUAUGCAGAGGACAACAUAGGAGGUGAAAUUCAAAAGGCGGUGUACCUGCGGUGACAAGAAGCUGGCGUCUGUGUUUUGAAACGAGGGACUGUUGUUAUAAGAGAGUGACAUUGAUAAUAGCUCUGAGAUUUGAAACUUGAGGGAAGGUCGUGCAGUACUAUUUACUGUGUGACCAGGAAGGACAAGACAUAGGAGAUACUAUUUACUACAAGUGCUCUGGUAUUGCCUUUUGCAUACUAUAACUGUUUUGUAAAAAGAAAAGGACUGGUCUUGUUACACUUUUCACACUGUGUGUGUUUUUCUCUUUUUCAAAGACGUUUAUCUUCGCUUAACCCUUAUUGGAUCUCUUUGUGUUCAAAAUGUUAAAAAAAAGAAGAAAGAAUUAAAAGUGAAACUAUUUUGUCUGUGCUCCUUGUUUGAACAC
Lampris incognitus (smalleye Pacific opah) is the source of this 2307-nucleotide messenger RNA. RefSeq names its product Meis homeobox 1 a (gene meis1a). Gene Ontology annotation, molecular function: DNA-binding transcription activator activity, RNA polymerase II-specific; RNA polymerase II cis-regulatory region sequence-specific DNA binding. The transcript has 13 exons. Gene Ontology annotation, biological process: positive regulation of cell population proliferation; brain development; eye development. The record is from RefSeq and is a predicted model, not a curated record. The coding region runs from base 253 to 1389 and encodes 378 amino acids. NCBI's taxonomy places the organism in Eukaryota, Metazoa, Chordata, Actinopteri, Lampriformes, Lampridae.